Molecule: messenger RNA, 810 nt
Organism: Moneuplotes crassus
Lineage: Eukaryota; Ciliophora; Spirotrichea; Euplotida; Euplotidae
Source: the annotation of a GenBank genome assembly
AUGGUGCUAUAUUUUAUCGGCCUUGGACUAGCAGAUGAAAAGGAUGUUACUGUUAAAGGAAAGGAAGCUAUUGAAUCUAGUGAAUUCGUCUAUUUGGAAGCUUAUACCUCUAUACUUAUGAUCAGCAAAGAGCGUCUGGAAGAAUACUAUGACAAAGAAUUUAUUUUGACAGAUAGAGAAUAUGUUGAGAGCAACUGUGAUGAGAUGCUUGAGAGAGCUAGAGACAAUGUAGUAUCUUUCUGAGUAGUUGGAGACCCCUUCGGAGCAACUACCCACACUGAUCUGUUCAUCAGAUGUAAAGAAAUGGGAGUUGAAACUAAAGUUAUCCAUAAUGCUUCGAUAAUUAAUGCUAUGGGCAUCACUGGGCUUCAGUUGUACAGAUUUGGAGAAAUUAUUUCCAUUCCUUUCUUCACAGAGAACUGGAGGCCAUACUCUUUUGCAGAAAAGAUUGAACAUAAUUUAGCAAGAGGACUACACACCCUUUGUCUUUUGGAUAUUAAGGUUAAGGAGCCUACUGAAGAAAGUCUAUGCAUGAAAGUCAAAGAAUAUAUGCCACCAAGAUUCAUGAGCUGUAAGACUGCUGUUGAACAGCUCAUAGAAGCUGCUAAAGAGAAUGGCUACGAGCAAUACAAUGAGGAAUCGAAAUGCUUCGGCCUUGCUAGAGUAGGAGCAGAUGAUAAUAAAAUUGUCUCAGGAUUACUCAAAGAUUUCCUUGAUAUUGAUAUGGGAGCUCCUCUCCAUUCCUUCAUCAUUUGUGGAGAAUUGCAUCCCGUUGAGGAAGAAAUGUAUGAGUAUUACCAACCCUCUUAA